AUGUCCCACCUAGCUCCCCAAGCAGCCAUAUUCUCCCCCUCGAUAGCCCGCGCAGCAGCAUCGACAGCCAAAGACUGGGCCUACGUAGACGCCUGGCUCCGCCGCCAAUGGACCCAUCUCUCCAAAGCCGCCGCUGCCUCAUUAUCUUCCACCUCGCCACCGUCAUUCGAGCGAAACCCAGAGACCCUCGAGGUCCUGCUCUCUCUUAUAGCCGCCAACGAAGAAGCAGACGAGGAGCGCCACCGGCUCGCGCGUCUCGAGUCCGCCGCCCUAGAUGAAGUGCGCGCCGCAGAGCAGGAGAAAGACAGCCGCCGUCGACGUCAGAGCAGCGACAAUGCUAGUAGCAGUGGUGCCGUGGUACCGAUCCACGGGGACCUCUUGGCCGAAGAUCUCCUCCAGGCCCUCGACGCGGGACUAUCCAAGGACGGACAGACAGCCCUAGACGCACUGGCCGACGUCUCGCUAUGUCUCAACGCCGCCGCGGACCCGAGCUCGUCCAACCUCUGCCGCGUCUUCGUCGACCUGCAGGGCGCGGCCCACGAGACGUCCCACCUGCUACACCGCGUGGGGCUCCUGCAGGCGUACCUGGACGACGAGUCGGCGCGUCUGCAGGCGUUUCUCGAAGACCUGCGCCAUGGCCCUCAGUAUCAGCUUCCCGCCGCCGCCGCCGCCGCAGCAGACUCGGACGCCCUCCCGCACGCCGUCGAGGACAUGGCUGCCAGGCUCCCCGAGUUGCGCCGCUGCGUCGAGGCCUUGGAGAAGAAGGUCGCCAUACCCGCUUUGACCGUCGAGGAGGUCAGGCUGGACGAGGAGGCGUACUUGGACCUCCUUGUCAAGAAAAAAGACCUCGACGCCCAGGUCAAGGCCUUCGCCGGUCUACCGCCCGAUAUUGAGGCCGCGAGGGUUGAGCUGGAAAACCUCCGCACUCAGCUCCGUGAGGCGACCGAGCGACGAGACGCCAACUUUGAGAUGCUAGUUGAGCGCGAGAGUCCAGUCAAGGUCCGGGCUUCGCGAAGAAUCUAG
Messenger RNA from Xylaria bambusicola, 1023 nucleotides. RefSeq lists its product as uncharacterized. Gene Ontology annotation, cellular component: HAUS complex; cytosol. The transcript has a single exon. The coding region runs from base 1 to 1023 and encodes 340 amino acids. The record is from RefSeq and is a predicted model, not a curated record. Gene Ontology annotation, biological process: spindle assembly. NCBI's taxonomy places the organism in Eukaryota, Fungi, Ascomycota, Sordariomycetes, Xylariales, Xylariaceae.